AGUUUCAAAGAUUAGCAUUAGCUGCUUGUCCCUGAGGGUGACCAUUUUUGUUUGUUCUGUGGAAAGAUCUUGUGUAGCUGCUAUGAUCUAUCGCGCUCAAAAUCGAGAAGCAUUGUGUACAAAGUCUAAGAAGUCAACUCGUUCGAGUAACUACCUACCAGACACAAAAAAGGUAUUCAUCAGGAUAGAAAUGUCAAAGGCGUUAUGACGUCUGUGCAUCAAAACGAAUCGCCUUGUUCUGGCGCUCCAGACCCUGUGGAACAGCCGGCCGAACCUGUGGGACAGUAGCCGGUUGAACCUGUGGAACAGCCGGCCGAACCUGUGGGACAGCAGCCGGUUGAACCGGUGGAACAGCCGGCCGAACCUGUGGAACAGCCGGCAGAACUGUAUUUAUAAGAAGAGUAUAUUGAUUUCAAGCCAUGACCGGAGCGCGAGGAAGGAUCACUCAGGCUCAGCGAUCUCCGAGUAUUUCAUGUUGAAAAUUCAAUCGCACAAUCUUGCUUCACUUCUAAUGUCCGUGACUAAUGCUUUGUCGGGUGAGGUAUUGCAGCAGCCACUGGAGAUCCGUGAGGACGUGACUACGGUCUGGGAACUCAAAAAGCAUAUCGCGCGUUGCCAUCCGGACACUCUGUUGCAGAAUGGUGCUGACUUUAAGCUCUUAAGCUCGUGAGAGUGAGAUUAUUCCAGAACUCCAUAAUAAAUGCAUAAAUAUGUCAGUGUUGCGAUCUGUCUCGAACAAGACAUGUUGGCCGUGUUGUUCCUGUUAUUACUAGUUGGCCUAGUACUUCCUGUCAUUAGUAUGAUGCGACGUGGGGAAAAAGAAGACGAUGGGGAAUUCUCUAAUGACAGCGGCGUGAAAAUCUUCAAGACCCCUUGCGAUUCGGUUUCGGACACAGAGACCACCGAAUGCACACGAUGAAAUUAUUGCCCCGGACCUCGCCGAAUACACUUUUCUUGGGCUCCGGGUGGCUUAAGAACCAGAUGUAAGCUAUUUUUUUUUGCCUGAGAGUGAGAAUGAGAACUAGUGCUGUUAAAUUUAGCAUUAAGUAAGAUGCCAAGGAACUACUAAUGAUGGGGAGAUAGUAAAGAAGAAAAGUUAGUUGGUAGGCACACAAUGAAUUAUGCAUCGCGAAAAAACCAAACCAAGCUACCCAUCAUCAAAAACCAUGUAACAAGGUGAAGAAUCAUCUGACGUUCGUCAACUGUUUCCCUCGGGCGGGCAUACGCCACGACGCCAGCGUGUAUUGGUUCUCCCAGAACAGGACAGUGCUGACAAGCCUGGGCAUUUCUACGCUGGCCGAGCUUCGGGAUGCCUUUGUCCCCAAGAUUCUGGCGAGGGUGGAGAGCAGGAUGGGAGCCGGUUGGGUUUACUCUCACGUACGUGCAAGCGAGCUCCCAGAGAAAGAAGGACCCCACACGACGGUGCGCGAGUUAGUCGUGGACAUCGUGGGGGAGCGUCAGAAUCAGAUGUCGUAUGGGGAUUAUUAUCAAAAAACCGGCUUUUUUUUGGCAGAUCUCAUCGGGCUGCGCCCGGGCCAGCACGGCGGGAGGUCACCAGAGAUCGUGCACGCUACGCCGGCACCUCGUAAUAAAUUGGACUGGACAGGCCUCGUGUUGUUUUUCCGCGACGCACCAACAGAUGUUGACGCGUCAUCUUGCUGCUAUCAUGUUGUAGUGUGCAACCGGCACCGACACACAUUCGCCUUCCACUUUGGGGAUCAUCACUUGUUGGAGGACGGUCAAUUCGCGGGAGGCAACUGGCGUGAUCCUACCCUAUCUUGAUUCAGAGCAAGAAGUAAACGCACACGAAUUUUGCGAAUCGAUCCUGGCGGGCAGCGAAUGUUUACACAAUAUUUUUAAGGCUCUCAGUAAUUCAUCUUUGACUGCAUUCGUAAAAAGUAUGAGGGAGUAUUCUCAAGCAAUGCUCCUCUUCCAUACUUUUCAAGGAUGCACUUGAAGGAUGAAAUGCGGACAGUUCUAAUAUUUCGAUCAUGUAAGAGGGCCAGAACGUGAUGGAAAGCAAGAGGCGUGACGCAGUAUUCUUCUUAUGAAAAACAAUAAAAGAGUAAAAUAAUAUAAUCUAAAUAGAGCCAUUUCUUGCAUGCUGCCGAAAAAGGUGUCGCCACUUCUCACUCCUGCUGAUCCUUGUUUUGGUUUGAUGAUUUGUGUAUUCACUUUCUUUUCCCUUUUGUUUACUCAUUGACUUUUUCCAUAUGGAAUCAAAAAACUUUCCUUCUUGCCAAAUCCGGUCAUGAACUUUGCCAAAAGAACUGCAGGGGUUGUGAGCUGAAGAGCUGUGAUGGCAGAGUAAAUUAAUGACCCUGCAUCUGAAGGUUGACAGAGGAGGAGAAGAUAAGAGAUGAUGAGUUAAGAUCUGAAACGAUAGAAGAGUCAGUGCCACACGGUUUACAAUCUGAUCUGUCUCCUGCCUUUUUUCAUGAACGAUAGAAUAAAUUUCAUGGUAACAUCUUCAAGCUAGCAUAUACACGAAUUUAGCGUACUAGUGGUCUACCUUAGCAGAGCCAUGGGGCUAGAAUACUGCUACGUCCACCCGUUCGCAACCGUGAGGGUCGUGACCAAAAAAAUAGUACUUCUCGUCCUCGUGUUCAAGUAAACACUUCUAGGAACGGUUCAACACAUUUUUCUUGCAUGCUUCAAAGGUGAAGAACAAGAGCUUCAAUGAAUUCAUUGCAAGACUACCAGGAAAGCAUUGCUCGAGGGCCCAUUCA
Molecule: messenger RNA, 2729 nt
Organism: Amoebophrya sp. A25
Lineage: Eukaryota; Dinophyceae; Syndiniales; Amoebophryaceae
Source: the annotation of a GenBank genome assembly